This is a messenger RNA of Balearica regulorum gibbericeps (East African grey crowned-crane), 498 nucleotides long. NCBI's taxonomy places the organism in Eukaryota, Metazoa, Chordata, Aves, Gruiformes, Gruidae. The record is from RefSeq and is a predicted model, not a curated record.
GUGUUUUACAAUGGCGCCAACGUGAAGCAGGUGGAUGUGCCCACGCUGACCGGCUCCUUCGGUAUCCUGGCCUCUCACGUCCCCACCCUGCAGGUCCUCAAACCCGGAGUCGUGACGGUUUAUGCUGAGGAUGGCACAGCCACCAAGUACUUCGUGAGCAGCGGCUCCGUCACUGUCCACGCGGACUCCACAGUGCAGGUGCUGGCAGAGGAGGCGGUGACGAUGGACAUGCUGGAUCUGGCUACUGCAAAGUCAAACCUGGAGAAGGCUGUUUCAGAGAUGGCUGCAGCGUCCGAUGAAGCAGCUAAAGCAGAAGCUCAGAUUAAAGUAGAAGCUAACGAAGCCCUUGUAAAAGCCCUGGAGUAAUUAAGGAAUCCCACUGUCGAUGUAAAGAAACCCCAGGCUGUCCUACUUGUCCUGGCUUCCCCGAUUGUACAGAUGGUGCGGGACAAAUGGAGGCGGAGAGAAUGCUCUAAUCGAUUAAAAGGAAAUGUAAUC